Linum trigynum is the source of this 2811-nucleotide messenger RNA. The record is from the annotation of a GenBank genome assembly. Lineage: Eukaryota; Viridiplantae; Streptophyta; Magnoliopsida; Malpighiales; Linaceae.
AAUCAGAGAACAGCGCGAAUCAAAUACAACUCUGUCCCCCACUCAAUCUCCCGCUCUACCAAAUCAAAACCCGAAGUACGCCGUCGGAAAAUCGCCGCCGCCACCGAUAAGGUUAUUAUUGUCAUCUACACUAACACACCUACCUCGCCUUGAUUUACCUCUACCGCCGCCGAGGCCACCGCCACCGCCACCGCCGAGCCCCUCAACGACUCCCUCUCAGUGUGUCUUCUCGUUCCUUUCCCACCAUGAAAACCGAAUACCGAAAAUAAGAAAUUUCUUCUGCCAAGCGCGUGCGUCCACGCUUUUCAACGGUAGGUCGUACUCGUAUCGUCUCCACCGCUACUGAUUCCUUCUCCUUCAAUAUUCUUCUCUUCUCUUCUCUGUAAUUUCCCUCUUCCCGCCCUCUGUUCCCGUAUCUGGGUUUCGUUCAUUUUAUACUCUUUGGAGUUUAUUCAUUUUCUAAAACCCUUUUAGGGUUUUGGGUGAUUUGGGGAUUUUUUUCCACCCUUUUGGGAAAUUUGCUACUUGGUGUUGCUUUCGUUCCCGGCCGCGGGCCAAUCCCGGGAUUCUUGAUUACAAUCGAUUCUUUUAUACCAAGAGUAUGCAAUCCCCGUUUAAGCGGGAAAAACAUAUUAGCCAUGAUUGAGAAGACGAAGAAGAACGGAAGCCAUAAAAGGGGGCGAAUCAGUGAAGAGGAUAUCUCCAUCGUCUUGGAAAGGUAUACGGCGACGACAGUGUUGGCAUUGUUGCAAGAAGUAGGCCAACUUGAAGGAGCGACGAUUGAUUGGAAUGCGAUUGUGAAGAAGACUUCAACUGGGAUUUCCAGCGUUAGGGAGUGCCAGAUGCUAUGGAGGCACUUGGCUUAUCGACAUUCCUUAUCUGAUAAACUGGACGAUGGAGCUCAGCCUCAGGAUGAUGAUAGUGACUUGGAGUAUGAGUUGGAAGCAUACCAUGAAGUAAGUAGUGAGGCUUCUGCUGAGGCAGCAGCAUAUGUGAAGGUAUUGAUGGCUUCUGGUUUACCAACUGAUUCUAGUCAAACAAAUGCGGGAACUGUUGAGGCUCCCUUGACUAUUAACAUACCAAAUAGCCUUUCAUUUCGUGCUACAUCAGAAAAUUCAGAGCCUGCUGCAAUGCGAGGGAUGAACAUCACCAUUCCUGUUUUUGUUCAGAAGCAGCCUGCCCCUUUAGUGGCUGGUUUGGAAGAUAUCAAUGGAUCUCAAAUUGGCAACAAUCAAUCCAAAAGGAAAAGAAAACCAUGGUCUGAGUCAGAGGAUCUGGAAUUGAUUGCUGCUGUACGGAAAUUUGGGGAGGGUAAUUGGGCAAAUAUAGUGAAAGGCGAGUUCAAGGGGGAUAGAACUCCAUCACAACUAUCUCAGAGAUGGGGCGUCAUUCGUAGGAAGAACAGCUCCAACUUGAAUCAGUUAACCAACUCCAGUGACUCCCUACUAUCUGAGGCGCAGCGGGCAGCUCGUCAUGCAAUGAAUAUGGCUCUUGAUCCACAAACUAGGCCCUCAUUUAUGAAUAAUAACACAGGUGGCGGGACAAAUUUUGGCAGUGCCAAAGCCGUGGCUCCGGGCAGCACUAAUGAAAGUUCGGUUGCAGUAAAACAGGAGCAGCCGCCCCAAAAGCCCCCUGCUGUCACAAGGUUUUCUCUGAUUGAUUCAGCAGCAAAUAAGGGAGCAGCAGCACCACCAGCUAAACCGAAUCUGACUUCAGAUCCUGUAAGAGCAGCCGCAGUUGCUGCAGGGGCUCGUAUUGCUAGCCAGUCAGAUGCUGCAUCACUCUUGAAGGCUGCUCAGGCAAACAACGCUGUCCAUAUCAUGGCCAAACCCGGUGCACCGGCCAGAACAGCUGUGCCUUCUGGUUUGUCCACUCACUCAGAGGCUCGCCCCAAGUUUAAACAGCCCCCACUUUCUACCAGUUCCAGUUGUCCGAGGAAGAUUGCUUCCCCAUCAGUAGUGCAGAGGCCUCCUCCUACAUCAAUGCAGAUUUCAUCUGUAAAAAGUCGAAAGGAACUUCCGCAAGUGCGAGACGGUAAAACUGUUGGAGGCGGCAUUAAUGUAUGUUCCUCCAGUCCCGAAGCUUCCGGGAAAGCUAAAGUGCAGCAAGAAGGUGGCAAACUCCACGGUGAGCAAGUGACUCGUAACGAUAAAACAGUGUCCGAAAACAAAGAACCGAAACAGAAUGUUCAGAAGCUAGUUGUUGGGCACCCUGGUGCUCUUGUUCCGAAAAAGGAUAAUGUUGGGAAUGGCAAGGUAGAACCCUCGGAGAACAGGCGGGAAGAGAGCCGAAAAGAAGAUGAAAGUAGGAAUAAGGGAUCCUGUUCUUCUAAAGAAGGUGAAAAGCAGCAGCAGGCUACACAGGGGUUAAAGAGUACCACGAAAACAAAAGAAUGACCAAGCAGCAGCAACAACAAGAUGUGCCUAAGACUGUUGGUGGUAACGGAUGCAGUGAAAAAGCUGGAGAAAUUGGGAAGAGUAGGCGAGGGUGCAGCAGGUAUAAGCUGACAAUGGUGUGAUGAAGGUAGAAGAACGGAGUAGUUAGUUGAAAGUAGCAAAAUUAGAGCUCUUUCAUGGUUUUUUCUUCUUCUUGUGGGUUCAAGUCGAGUCUUAUUUGCUUUGGGUUAUGAAAGGUUGUCUUGUUUCAUACAAGUGUAAAUUGCAGUGUUGUAGAAUGGAGAUGAUGACGGGGGAUGGGAACUGAUGCUGUAAAUCCUUGACUUUCUUACGUGGCUGGUGGAGUUUUCAUCAUCAGUUCAUUGACUGGGUGAAUGGUUGAAACGACCUUAUGAAAUUAAUUUCAUUUGUUGAU